Messenger RNA from Aspergillus fischeri NRRL 181, 537 nucleotides. RefSeq names its product DNA replication protein PSF3 (gene psf3). The transcript has 6 exons. NCBI's taxonomy places the organism in Eukaryota, Fungi, Ascomycota, Eurotiomycetes, Eurotiales, Aspergillaceae. Bases 1 to 537 code for a protein of 178 amino acids. Gene Ontology annotation, cellular component: GINS complex. Gene Ontology annotation, biological process: mitotic DNA replication initiation. The record is from RefSeq and is a predicted model, not a curated record.
AUGUCCUACUAUGACGUUGACUCUAUCCUGACAGACGCUCAAAAACUGCCCUGCACAUUUGAACUUGAGGUGCCCGGGCUUGGCAUCUUGGAGGGCAAUCCUGGAGAAAAUAUCAAGGCAGGGACUCGAAUUGAUCUUCCAUUAUGGCUGGGUGUGAUGUUAUCGAUUGGAGCACGUCUGGGGACUUCACGAUUAGUUACACUUGACCUUCCCUCAGCAUUAUCAGACCGGGUAGUGAAUGCGCUGAAAGCCGAUCCCCGAACCGUCGAUCUGCGCUCAUUGGCACCGCACUUUUACAGUCUGAGCGAGCGGGUGCUCGACCUCUUUGAGGAGGAAGAGAUGGUGGAUGUUCUGAUCAACACAUUCAAAAAGCGCGCAGCCGAAAUUGCUGACCACGCACAUAACCCCAAGGGUGCUCUAGGGGAGGGUGCUGAUUUUCUUCGAGGGCUGGAUGAGACGGAGAGGCAAUUGUUCCGCGUGGCCCACGAUAGCGCAAGGGAGACACGAAUCUGGGCAGGGGAGGCCAAAAAGAGAUGA